AUGCCGAAGAUAAACCACCCCCGAAUAUCUCCAACAGAAUGGCAACAUCACAAGAAGACGAUCCAGAAGCUAUAUCUAUCCGAAGAUAAGAGCUUGAUGGGAGAAGGUGGCGUGAUCGAAAUUAUGAAAGGGAAGGGUUUCUCUGCAAGUAAACCACAAUACGAAGCACAGUUCAUGCGAUGGGGCUUUAAGAAGAAGUUGACUCGCGAAAACUGGCAUACCAUUGGACACAUCAUCAAGAACCGGGACGAGCUUGGGCGUGUUAGCUACGUAUACGCAUAUGGGGCGAGACUUCCUAUCAACAAAGUGAAGAAAGAGACAGCCCGAUAUAAGACUUGUGAUAGAAAUAGAGAGUGCUGUACAAAGCAACUAUUACCCGCCGGCAUUGAAGUCCAGUCGGACAAUGAGGAAGAUGAAGAAACAAUCCUCAGCCCGGAAGCCCAAGAACUAUAUUCAAACAACACUUCAAACACAUGGCCUUCAGUAGAGCCGCAUACUCUCGAGGGGCCCUGGAAUCCAGCACCCGUUCUUGAUCUUUUCCAGCCAAGGGAUCCUCAAAUGUUCCAUAGCAGACUUCUGGCCGAUCUUCCGACUCCUAAUACGACUGACCGUACGUUCCAGAAUGCUCUAUUCUGGAAUACCGGGUUGUCGGGUUCGUACUCCCAGCCAAGUCCAUUCAAUAGCUGCGAUGAUGUUGUUCGACACUCGUCCCUUGGGAUAUCAAUCCUCAAGAAAACAUUUUCCAUGCCUAUGAACACUAUCGCUUUAUUCACCGACCUCAAUACCCCACUAUUCCGCGAAUUCCGGGCUUUAUUGAAAGAUAAUCAACCCAAAAUCUUCGCCUCAAUCAAUCAAAUGAGAUAUCUACUCCCAAGCGAACCGAACCAACUUCAGAAGGCUUCUGUGGAUCUGGUCAUACUGAAGCAGAUACUGUAUCUUCUCAUGAAUAACUUCGCUGGCUCCGACUAUGCAGUGUUCGACACCAUCUUCGAGCAAGUCAGACAGUUUUCUGUUGCUCACAUGGAGGAUAUGCUGAACACGCUACCGCAUCCAUACGCGGCAGCACUUCAGCAAAGUAUCUUGACUAUCGCUAUCAAGUCCAACAUAUCAAUCCUCGUAGAAGUCAUCUUGAGAAGAGGUCUUGACAGCAAUCGGGUCACUUGCUACUUUGGUGGUGAGAUAUUCACGCCUCUUGGAUUAGCAUGCAAGUUUUGUCAUUUAGAGGUCGUGAAAGUUCUAUUACGCGCAGGUGCCGAUCCCAACCGGAGUCUGCGUGAUGAUCUUAGGUUCAACUCUAUUUCGUAUCUGCUUAGCACGAAAACCGGAAAUUCGAGGGAGGCUAGCUUCCCACCAGUUGUGUGCAACAUUCUGCAACAACUUCUUGAUCAUCAUGCUAGGAUUAGCUGGAAAGUUCUGGACGUUCAUGCAUUUUGGAAAAAUGAAAUGCUUAUAGAUGUUCUCAUACAUCACAAUAAGUUUUCCAUCAAUUCCGAAAGCCCAUCCUCCGAGUUCGACAUAAAGAACGUACUCAACCAAAUAAUGAAGGUUAAACAUCAAGAAAAGAUCCCCCUGAUCAUUCAGACAAUCUUGGGAAACGAUUCAGUUUUACUAAAUGAGGGUUUUGUUUACAAAGUAUGGAUGGCCGAACUUCUCCAAAACGCUUCGUACAGGGGCAACUUGAGUUUGAUCAACUAUAUUCUGGAACGGCUAGGAUUGAUUCCAGACUCUACAUGCUUGUAUCCGUAUCUACUAGAGGGUUAUUGGCUGGGUAUAACGACCACACCAUUUGCUGAAGCUAUCAGACGGGGCAACCAAGAAAUGAUUGACCUACUGACGAGUUCGGGCGAUCUAGAGACCACUAUCAAAGAGAUACAUAUUGAAUCAGCUAUAGUUGCUGCCGCUGAAACAGGAAAUCAAGACCUGAUCCAACAUCUACUUGCGAUGCACAAAAGAAGUUUUUGGGAGAUCUUGGGAUCGUCCUUUCUCAAAAUCCCCAAAAGCACUGGGAGAAUAAGUAAGAUUUGCUGUUACGCUUUGACUGCUGCCGUUUUGGGAGGCUACAAAGAUAUUAUAGAACUUCUAAUGGCGGCCGGUGUGCAGCCAGAUGGUACCAGUGUCGCGGCUGCAAUUUUGACGCGCAAUGUACAGCUUUUUGAUUUGUUCCUUGAUACAGCAGUUUGUAUCAAGAACUCAUCUGGGCUUGCAAUACUUGCUGUGCGUUGGGGUAGUCAGCACGUUCUCAAACGAUUGAUCGUUUGUGGAGCUGAUCCUAAUGAAAGAAGGAUAGAUCUGGAGUAUUUGAGCUUACCGUCAUUGUAUCCUGAAAGGGAGAUGGAUUUGGAGAAUCUAAUUUUAUGGUCAUGGCAUCUUGAAACGAAGAAGAUACACUUUUCAACUUUAAACGAAGCUAUGGAGAGAGGCGAUCAUGACACGUUUCAGCUGCUACUCGACCACGGGGCGCAUUUUAUUACGAUUUUCUCUGGCAUAGCGACCUCAGCUUUGGAAGAAGCUAUCAAUUGCGGUCACGAGACAUUCGUUCACAAACUCCUCGCUCAUGGUGCGGACCCAAAAGACCCUGGUGCACUCCAGGCUGCUAUGAAUAAAUCUCAAACUGGCUCCUUGCUAGAAGUGAUUGAGCAACAUAACGAGACAAUGGUUAGGAUGCUGGCAAGCUAUAUUGCUCUGAACAGAGUAGCAUUUCGACAAGCCGUAAAUGGAAAUAUUAUGCCACUUGGGAAAGGAAUUGCUACGGGUAACAUCAAGAUCGUGCAAAUCCUCCUGAAAUGUGGUGGCGAUCCAAAUAGCACAGUUGAGGUCGCGGAAUGCUUUGGUCCACAUCGAGGACGAUUGAAUGCUGUAUUGAAGGCGAUACAGACUGGGAGUCUUGCUAUGGUGGAACUCCUACACAACGCUGGGGCGGAUUUAGGGUUCAACGCAACAAUUGGCAUAGCGUAUACAUCACUACAGCUUGCCAUUGAUCUGGGUCACUUUGAAAUCGUUCAAUACCUGCUGGAACAAGGUGUCGAUGUCAAUGCACCACCUUGCAUCUGGGAAGGGGGGACUGCUCUCCAGUUCGCUGCCAAAACUGGUUCCGUCCUCAUUGCAGAGAUGCUCCACAAACGCGGCGCCGAAAUCAACCACCCAGGUAGCAAAUACAUGGGUACGACCGCAUUCGAAAUUGCAGCAGCACACGGAAGGAUAGAUAUGCUACUUUGGCUCUUCCAUCACGGUGUAGAUAUUGUGUCGGACGGUGGGGAGCAAGUCUGUAGAGCUUGCAAGUUUGCUGAAGAAAACGGACAGAUAGCGGCAAAAAAUCUGGUUGAGCAGCUCGAGACGGAAGCAAAACAGAACCUUCUCUUCACUGCAUAUCAAGAACCCUGGUAG
This is a messenger RNA of Bipolaris sorokiniana ND90Pr, 3384 nucleotides long. RefSeq lists its product as uncharacterized. The transcript has 4 exons. The coding region runs from base 1 to 3384 and encodes 1127 amino acids. The record is from RefSeq and is a predicted model, not a curated record. Lineage: Eukaryota; Fungi; Ascomycota; Dothideomycetes; Pleosporales; Pleosporaceae. Gene Ontology annotation, molecular function: protein binding.